GAGCUGCAUGGAAAGCAGUGGCACAUAGUUUCCAAGACUUGCACUCUCAGGGUGUGUGUGUAUGUGUGUGUGAGUCUGUGAUUAGUCAGCAGAGCCAUUCGUUUCGGUACAGAAUGGGAAAGUGGGGCGGAGCCUGCAAGCCGAGUCACUCCUCCCCUGCAGUAGGCGGAGCCUGUUGGUGUGCAGCUGAGAGGGGCCAUUAUAUAAAAGGAGACGGAUGAGUGAGCUGCAGUCUUAAGAAGCUUUCAAGACGUUUGAUCGGUGGUGCAGGAGCACAGACCAUUCCAGAAGAUUCCGUCUCAACAAAACAGUGUCACGUGACCUAACAGGGUGUUUAUUUUCUCUGCAUUGCUCAGUUUGACCCAUUUCCUUUGUGAAAACGCUCUAGGCUCUCUACAGGACUGAGAUCGUCUGAGAAGGACAGGAAGAAAAGCAGAAGCGAAGAGGGUGAUUUCGAAGCAUUUGUUUUCUGAAGCAGGCGUCAUUCGUGUCCUCACGCUGGGGAAGGCAAAACGGACACAUCUCAGCCCCUCCUGCCCUCUACAUUCUCUAACCUCUCAAGUCCUCCGGAGGAUCCGUCAACGGGCUUCAGUCAUGCACCUGAAAACCAUGAAGUGUAACCCUUUCUGCCUUAUCGCUUCCUUGGAGGAUCCAGAUAUGUUUAACAGACCAGAGCAGAGGGCAAGUUUUGAGGAUCUGUUCCGUGCCUUCGACCGAAACGUCACCUUCCAGUUCUUUAAGAGUUUUCGUCGGGUGAGAAUUAACUUCACCAAUGCUGUGGCUGCUGCAGAGGCGAGAGCAAAACUGCACAAAAGUGACUUCAAUGGCAGGGAAGUGCGACUCUAUUUUGCCCAGUCUGUGCACAUUGGUAGUCCACACCUGGAACCUCCUAAACCAGAUAAGCAGUUCCUCCUGUCCCCUCCUCCGUCGCCUCCUGUUGGUUGGGAGCAGUCAAAAGAUGCCACACCUGUCAUUAACUAUGACCUUCUGUGUGCCAUCGCCAGACUAGGGCCAGGUGAAAAGUAUGAACUCCAACCAGGAACUCCCACCACUCCCAGCGUGGUUGUUCAUGUUUGUGAUAACGAUCAAGAAAGCUCAGGAAAUGAGGAGCAAAUGGAUGGAGGCAGACGUCCACGUCCAAAAAUCGUCCAGACCCGUCGACCAGAAUACAGUCCCUCUGUCAUGCAGUGAGCCUAGGGAAGCUCUUGUUGUGCUAUAAUCUUUGAUUUACUAUCACAGGACCCUAUGGGGAUCUGUCAUGGCAUGCAGUUGGUCCUCCACACCACUAGAGGAUGCCUUAAGACAGAACCUCAGCCCUGUGGAGAGCGACAUAACGUAAAUGUCCACUAUCUCACAGGGCAAAGGGGUUCAUUGCAUGCAUUCGAGGGUAGACUGACUCAUUUUUCUGCAGGCUGGGGGUUUUCAAGAGUGCUUUCAUUGGUAACCGUGGCCAUGGAGAACAUGAGUCUCCUAUUGUGUAGUGUUUUUUGUAUUUUGGGAAGCAUGUUGAAUCCCAGUCAGUGGGUGUGAUAAUAUGAUUAGUUUAUUUCUUUUUUGUUUAGCUUUAUAUUUUCAGGCUCUUACUUAAUUAAUACUUGUGUGAGAUUACUGGAACUUGAACUAGAGUAAAUGCUGACAAUGAAGUAAAUAUUUUUGUCAUAAAAUUUGGGGUGUAUUUUUCCCAUUCAUAUGGCAGUUGUAAGUCUUGUUCCACCAUGUGCCUCAGCAUGUUCCUAAAUUACGAAUCGCGAUUAAGGGCUCUCGUAUAAUUUUUUAUUUUAUUUUUUUUGAUCUAGAUAUUUACAGCUUAAGAUUCAGUUAUACGAGAGUCCAUUGUUUUAACAUUUUUAAUAAACCUGUCUUUUUAAAAAAAGACUCAAAAUGGCCCAAAGUAGUUCUUUAUCCAUUAGGAUGUGCUGAAAGGCAUGGUCCUCAAUUUCAUGCACUUGAGUCAUUUGUAGGACCAUAACACUGUAAUUAGUUUUGAUGGAAGACUGUUACACUCUUUACCAGGAUGAACACCGAUUGAUUUUAUUACAUUGAGCUUAAUAAUGUAUUUCUGAUGCCUUUUACUGUUUGUUAUGUCUGUAUAUAAUGGUAUAUGCUGUUUUUUUUUACUUGGUUUUGAAAAUGUCAUUGACUUGGCAUUGGCCUGGGUGUUUGUCCUGUCAUAAAUAACAGCCAUAACAUGUAAUUAAAAUGUUUUUUCUUCA
This is a messenger RNA of Cyprinus carpio (common carp), 2213 nucleotides long. RefSeq names its product regulator of calcineurin 1a (gene rcan1a). Gene Ontology annotation, cellular component: cytoplasm; nucleus. Gene Ontology annotation, biological process: calcium-mediated signaling. Gene Ontology annotation, molecular function: calcium-dependent protein serine/threonine phosphatase regulator activity; nucleic acid binding. NCBI's taxonomy places the organism in Eukaryota, Metazoa, Chordata, Actinopteri, Cypriniformes, Cyprinidae. The record is from RefSeq and is a predicted model, not a curated record.